Molecule: messenger RNA, 2558 nt
Organism: Sinocyclocheilus grahami
Lineage: Eukaryota; Metazoa; Chordata; Actinopteri; Cypriniformes; Cyprinidae
Exons: 4
Coding region: 1-2367 (788 amino acids)
Biological process (GO): regulation of gene expression
Cellular component (GO): nucleus
Source: RefSeq, a predicted model, not a curated record
AUGACGAAAAAGCCCACUUUGGUUGACCGGGGAUGCAGCCCUGUUCAGUUUAUAGGACAACGUCUUAAUGUGGGAGACAUAACUAGUGAUAAACUCACAGAUCUCUGCGCCAGUGAGGAUGGGAACAGACAGCUUGCAUUGCUCCUCAUCAAAAAAGAGCCUCAAGAGACUGAAUGCAACAGCUAUGCACCAGGAUACUUUCUACUAAAGCAAGAGGGUGCUGAGCCCAUACUGGUGCGCAGAGAGCCAAAUAAGGACACCGUGGAAAGGGUUGUGAUCCCAUCAGCGUUGCAAACAAUAGCCAGACCCAAUAACAACCAUAGAGGAAAGUCACCAUCACCACUAGUGAUUCCUUCCUCUUGUAGUCGCAGAGUGGAUUCCAGUGGUCAAAAACCCAAUCAGACUAUACAACCCAGCCGAGGAACAUCUGAAAGAACAUUGGAAACCACUGAAAGCUUGUCUUCCCAAAACAAAAGACAGAAUGCCAGUGCACCAACACAGACAUCAACUUCUUCGGUGCUUCCCAAUUCAACCCAGACUCCUGCUUCCAAUGUUAACUCGUCUGUGCCAAUGAUUGAGCUGUCUGGUGCUCCAUCAAUACCUCAAACCAAGCCUACAGCUUCAUUAGUUCAUCGUCGACCAAACCCAAAUCCUCAAACAUCAAACCAGACAGUUGUUCCUCCAAGCCAAGUCUUAGUAACAGAGCCUUAUUCCUCCAAACAGCGAGUUCAGGCAUUGGUUUCACAUACUGAGAAAACUCUUUCAACCAUUGCCUCGCUAAACCAGGCCACUGAGCCAUUAACCCAAUGUUCCUCUCAAUUUACACAACCUCCAUUCUUUCCACCACAAUCCAGCAAAACACCAGCCCAAGAAAUGACUCCACAAGUACACACUGUCAUGCCAUCAGGACUCGUUCCUGUCGCAGCAGCUCCAAAGACUCUUCCACCAGUCCAGGAUCGGAUUCCCUCAUCCAGUCUUGUUCCUCCUCAAUCUCAUGUUUUUGCAUCCCCACAGGUAAUGCCAGCACAUUCUGUGAAUUCAAGUCCAUCAUUCCAGUUCCCUUUGGUUCUGCCACACAAUCCAGUUCAGGUGACACCACCUUCUUAUCUACCAAUGCAUGUUCCAUUUUCUUCUACACAUAUUCCAGUUAACCUAAUUCAGGGAUCCGUCUCCUUAAACCCACCUCAACCUCCACUCACGCAAUCUCAAUAUCCACCACAAUCCGAUCAAUUCUCCUCUUUUCCAGACCAGUUUUUUCCUCCACCCGAUAAUACGCCAGGUUUGCUUGAAUCUCUUGAUACUUUGCAUUUGCCUAUCAUGAUAACGCCACAAGAUGCCCCGGAGCAGGCACCCAUGCACCAUUUUCAGCCAUCUGGGCAGUUUGCACCUCUGCUAACACUGAAGGAGCAACAAGCUGCCGCUACCGCUUCUGCUAACGUUGUUUUAGGGCGAGUACCCAUUCCGUCUGUAGAUACCUCUGCGUCUCCAGUUGAUAACUUCGAAGCGAACGUACCAUUUUCACCAUGUUGCACAGAGAGAAAUGAUAAAGACCUUUUAGAAGAUGAUGACACACCCACCCUCCAGUCUAGACUUAGAAAACAGAGAAAGAUUUGCUCCAAAUCUAGACAAAUAGAUCCUGCAGGUGAGGAUGGCACACUUAUGGUAAAGGAUAAGAAAGUAGAUCAGGUGCAGAACGACUUGAUUAGUGAAACACCAAAUUCUGGCUCAAAUAACGGAAAUCAACUAUUACCAAAACCGUCGGGCAAAACACUGCAGAGAAAUACAGAGUGUCCCCAGUGUGGAAGGGUCCUCAGCAAUGCAUCAGCCUUGGAGAACCACAUGAGACUUCAUACUGGCGAAAGACCUUAUACCUGUUCCCAGUGUGGAAAGGCGUUUCCUAGUGUCCGAGGUCUUAACCGGCAUGUGAAGGUCCAUGCGGAGGAGAAGCGGUAUCAGUGUGAGGAGUGUGGGAAGAGUUUUGUAUACCACUUUACCCUUACUAAACAUCAGCUUAUUCACUCUGGGGAAAGGCCAUUUCCUUGUAAAGUUUGUGGAAAGAGGUUUUUGGCCAAGGCAGACCGGGCUACCCAUAUGCGAAUGCACACCGGAGAGAAGCCGUUCUCGUGCACUCUAUGUGGGAAGAAGUUUAAACAUAGAGUCGCUCUGAAUAUGCAUAUGCAGGGGCAUAGAGGAGAGACACGCUACAUCUGCCCCCACUGUGAAAAGGGAUUUGUGGAUCUAGGAAAUUUUAAAAGACACAAGCUCAUCCACACAGGGGAAAGACCGUUUGAGUGCAAGAAAUGUGGGAAACGCUUUACUCAGUCAGCCCAUCUCAAGAAACACAUCAACACACAACAUUUUACAUGAAAAAAAUAAUAAUUUGGAUUGUUCAAUAUUAAGCAUUCAGUUGAUCUACUGAUAAAUAUUCUGUUGCAGAAAAUAAAACGGUAUUAGGCCCGACUGUAAAUUCAUUUAUGAAGAUGCUAUUUUUAAAAUGGAAAAGUAAAAAAAAUAACUGCUUUCCUGCAUUAAUUUUGUGCAUGCUCUUUUUCUCAUAC